AUGGUAGAAGUAGUAGUAGAAGUAGAAGUAGAAGUAGUGGUAGUGGUAGAAUUAGUCGUGGUGAUAAAUGUACAAUGUAUUGAUGGACAUUAUUCUCUUUCAGUGUCAGACAGCAGAGUUGUCAUUCUGGGAAAAACAGGAGUUGGGAAAAGCAGCCUGGCUAACACCAUAUUUGGAGAGAAACCAUUCAAGGUCGACCACAGUCUCAACUCUGAAACAAGGAAAUGUCAAGCAGAAACCAGAUCUGUCAAUGGAAGAAGCAUCACUUUGGUCGACACUCCUGGUUUCUUCGACACAGAGAGAUCUGAAGAGGAGCUGAAGCCUGAGAUACUGAGGUGCAUCAUAGAGUGCGCUCCUGGGCCUCAUGCUUUUCUCAUUGUACUUAAAGUGGAGAAAUUCACCAAGCAGGAGCAGGAUGUCAUCAACAAAAUACACCAAUACUUCUCUGAAGAAGUCUUCAAAUAUGCCACAGUUGUCUUCACUCAUGGUGACCAGCUCAAGGGACAGACAAUUGAGGAAACUGUCCGUAGGAAUAAGGCAUUGAGUGAUCUAGUGAAGAAGUGCGGGGGCCGCUGCCAUGUCAUUGACAAUGAAUACUGGAAAGACAACCAACAGGAUGAAUACAGGAGCAACAAGUACCAGGUGGAGAAAAUACGAAACACAAUAGUUGAGAUAACAAAAGCAAACAAAGGAAGGUGUUACACCAAUGAGAUGCUCCAAGUAGCACAGGAAAUAAUUGAACAAAAGAAGACGCACAUUAGAAAGUCAUCGGAAAACAUGUCAGAGGAAGAGAUCACACGGCAGGCUAAAGACAGGGCAUAUAAGGAGAUCUGGAUCAGACUGGCAGGUGUUGGAACAGGUGUAUUGUUAGGAGCUUUGUUUGGGGGAGUAGGAGUAACUGGAACAACAUUAAUCGCAGCUGCAGGGGUAUCUGCUGCAGUGGGAGCAGUAGUGGGAGGUUAUACAGGAUAUCAUGCAGCUGAGGGAGCAGACACGCCAUGGGACGCAGCAAAGAUGACAGCAGCUGCUGUCAAGGAGGGAGCCCAGUCUAUCAUAGAUGGAGACUUCCUGACAAACCGGCCACAGUCAGUCAGGAUGGGCCCUCAAUGCUCCUCCACUCUGACACUCAGCACAGGAGCCCCACAAGGCUGCGUGCUGAGCCCCUUCUUCUACUCUCUGUACACUCAUGACUGUGUACCAUCUCACAACGCCACCACUGUAGUUAAAUUUGCAGAUGACACGACUGUGGUGGGGCUGAUCACUAAAGGCGAUGAGUCGACCUACAGAGAGGAGGUACAGGGGCUGACAGUGUGGUGCAGAGAAAACAAUCUGACUCUGAACAUCAGAAAAACAAAAGAACUCAUAAUUGACUUCAGGAAGAAGCAGGAUGCCCAUUUGCCACUAUACAUCAAUGGGGAGAGGGUGGAGAGGGUGUCCAGCUUCAAAUUCCUGGGCACACACAUUACAGAGGACCUCACAUGGACAGUUAACACUACAGCACANCAUCAAUGGGGAGAGGGUGGAGAGGGUGUCCAGCUUCAAAUUCCUGGGCACACACAUUACAGAGGACCUCACAUGGACAGUUAA
Messenger RNA from Epinephelus lanceolatus (giant grouper), 1587 nucleotides. Lineage: Eukaryota; Metazoa; Chordata; Actinopteri; Perciformes; Serranidae. The record is from RefSeq and is a predicted model, not a curated record.